UUUUACUUAAGGACGAGUUAUCAUAGGUGACUUGUCGUAUGUGAAUAAGAUAGAUGGUCUAUUGGAGAUUCGGAGCUAAUUCAGUUGUGGUUUUCCUAGAUUGUGCCCAAGGGUUGUAGUGGGUGUCAUGUAGACAUCUGUUGGUUAUUGAAGUGGUUUUGCUUGGAACAUGGACUACUGGCGUUUGCUUAGCCUUAUAUUAGGUCCAUCCUACAAUCAGCUUUCUGUGGUGCUGUGAGGGAAUUUGAUUAUUAGUUAUUUUUAUUGAAACAAAAUUUGUGUUGCUGACCAAGUAGUCGGGACAUAGUUGGAUCAACUAUUGUUAUUGCCUCUUGGACUUGCUUUUUUUCCCCUGCAAGAGUGUUAUGUUUUAUCCUGGAAAUAUAUGUCCUUUCUUAAGCAAUUCAUCCUUUUUAUUUGGGUGGAGGGUUCCUCUCUAGCACAAGGAUAGCCCUCAAGGAAUAUAUUGUUUUUCUGAUUACGAAGCCUGGAACACAGAGGUUUCCUAUUGCAGCCCUGUUUUCUAGAUUGCUUAAUUUGAACAACACAAGUUAUGUUACUUGGAUUGGGGUAUUGGUGUCCGGUGCGGGUAUUUGUCUGUUUAUUUUACUUUUUAGGAUAAAAUGGUUUUUACAAGGUGUCAUGGAGCAUUGCAUAAUAUGAAGUUUUAUGCAUAAUUUUAUAGUAAAUUUAAAGAAAUGUUAAUAAAUUCUAAAAUCCAUUUCAUUGUCAGUAGCGACAGGUCUUUACUAAAUAUUUUUUUCUGGAUGAAUGUCCAACUACACGUCUGACCCUUAGUUAAGUGUCGAAUGCCCAAUAUGGAUACUUUUUACAUUUAGAAGAGUCCAUGAUACAUAGCUAAAUUUAAUGACUUUUCCUUUAACCAUUUGAAUUAAUCAUUUGAUUCCAAAUUAUUUAUUAUUAUAUUUUUUAAGCUGAAUCGUUUUUGAUAUAUGAAAUUUGCAGAUGGGUGACGUAGCCAAGGACCUAGUUGCUGGGACUGUUGGUGGGGCAGCGCAGUUGAUUGUUGGACACCCCUUUGAUACGAUCAAGGUCAAACUCCAAAGCCAACCCACACCACUCCCAGGUCAACCUCUGAAAUACUCGGGUGCUAUGGAUGCUGUCAGAAAAACGAUAGCAUCAGAAGGCCCAAGUGGUCUGUACAAAGGUAUGGGGGCACCUCUUGCCACUGUGGCAGCCUUUAAUGCUCUCCUAUUUACAGUUAGAGGACAAAUGGAAUCUUUAUUGAGAUCUGAACCUGGUGCGCCUCUGACCGUCAAUCAGCAGAUAAUUGCUGGGGCUGGGGCUGGAGUUGCCGUCUGCUUUUUGGCUUGCCCCACUGAAUUGAUCAAGUGCAGGUUGCAAGCACAGAGUGCUCUAGCAGAUUCUGGUUCAGCUGCCGUGGCAGUGAAGUAUGCAGGACCAAUGGACGUGGCAAGGCAUGUUCUCCGAUCAGAAGGCGGUAUGAGAGGUCUCUUCAAGGGCUUAAUUCCCACUAUGGCACGAGAAGUUCCUGGAAAUGCUGCAAUGUUUGGCGUCUACGAAGCCCUGAAGCAGUACCUUGCGGGAGGGCAAGACACAUCCAAGUUGGGAAGAGGUUCUUUGAUUAUAGCAGGAGGCUUGGCUGGAGCUUCCUUCUGGGUUUCUGUCUACCCAACCGAUGUUGUCAAGAGCGUAAUUCAAGUUGAUGAUUACAAAAAUCCCAAGUUUUCUGGCUCGAUUGAUGCUUUUAGAAAGAUUGUGGCCUCGGAGGGAGUGAAAGGCUUGUACAAGGUUUUUGGACCUGCCAUGGCUCGAAGUGUUCCAGCAAAUGCAGCAUGCUUCUUGGCAUAUGAAGUAACAAGAUCUAGUUUGGGAUGACAAAAUAUUUUGAAUGAAAUUCUAUUUUUUCGAAUAUGUUAAAUCAUGUUCGGUUAAGAUUUCUGCACAAUUCAUUUUUGGAGCCAGAAGAAAGUUUCAUUGACAAAAUAACGUACUUUUAAAGUUUCAUUUUCACGUUAAUUAUGCCUUUUGACAUGUAAUGCACGCUCAAGCUGGCGAGUUAUUUCAAAAUAGGAACAAAAAUGGAAGAAGAUUGUGCAUCAGAAAUCUGUUUUGGGUGAUCUAAUUCAUUUUUGAGCUUGUUUUUA
This is a messenger RNA of Camellia sinensis, 2129 nucleotides long. NCBI's taxonomy places the organism in Eukaryota, Viridiplantae, Streptophyta, Magnoliopsida, Ericales, Theaceae. The record is from RefSeq and is a predicted model, not a curated record.